Messenger RNA from Cloeon dipterum, 2560 nucleotides. RefSeq lists its product as uncharacterized. The coding region runs from base 174 to 917 and encodes 247 amino acids. The record is from RefSeq and is a predicted model, not a curated record. NCBI's taxonomy places the organism in Eukaryota, Metazoa, Arthropoda, Insecta, Ephemeroptera, Baetidae. Gene Ontology annotation, biological process: G protein-coupled receptor signaling pathway. Gene Ontology annotation, cellular component: neuron projection. The transcript is spliced from 6 exons.
CAGCAGUUGGGCUUGAUCCGGCGUGAGGGGCGUUCGUCGGGCCUCUGCCUGCUCGCCGCCGCCUCCACCGCAACACCUGCGAGAUGCCACUUACCACCGCCGCCGCCGCCGCCGCCGCCUCCACAGCCAACGCCGCGCUGGCAUGGACCCGCUAGGCGCACCUGCCUGCAGCCAUGUCGGAGAGAUUCAGUCGGCGCUCCAUCGUGCUGGGACGGCGGGGUUCGUCGUACACAGGUUUGCAGGGGCCGGCCACGCCGUCGCACUUCCCCUCGCACCUCAUCAACGCCGAGCCUGCAAAGCUGAUCGCGGAGAUCAACACGCAAGUGGCCACUUUUCGCGACCUGCUGAUCCACGUGGGCCACCAAAGCAAGGACGGACCCGAGAUGCGUGAGCGGAUUCGGAAACUGCGCCGGCAGUGCGUCGAGGCCUUCAAGCACUCGGUCCAGCUCAUUCUUCCGCAGAUCAGGAGUGACGUGGCCGAGGGUAUCCCGGUGGACAACCAGCACUUCAUUCUGCUCUUCAUGUGCACGCAGCUCUUUCUCAGGGAGCUGAUCAAGUGCAGGCGUCUCGUGCAAGUCAUCCCCAUGGACAUGUCCGGAUACUACGAAAACCGUCCGGGGCCUUCAAACAUGGGCAACCUGAUCAGCCAGCUGCUGCUCUGCAAGACGAUCACGCCCGACUUCAACCUGGAAGAGCUGGCGAGCAUCAAGAAGGACUCGGAGGAAAUCAACGGCCUCAUCGCCGACAUGCAGGAGUACAUGCCCCAGCAGCAGCAGCCAGACACUGCAUCGCAAGGGCGGCAGCUAGGCUUGGGCGGCGACGAGGUGGUGAGCAAGUGGAGCAAACGCCGGCGCCGCAGCUCGCUGUACCGCAGCAUGGGCUCGUUCUGCUGUCUGUGCAAGCCAAACUACCUGUAGCACCCGCGUGUGUGAGUGUGUCGCGUCUCACAAAAGUUGCACUCGGACUACACGCAGUUGGACACUCAAGUUGCGAUCGAAGCUGCAAUAUGCGUUUACGUUUUAUACAUUCACACACAUAUACACCAGAGGAAGAGAUUAUAUAGCUAAAUGUGUAUGAAAUAACCUGAAACACCAACAAACACCUUACCCAAGCAACGGGAAAUCUUCCAGACAAACUCUUUCUCUCAGCACUGCGCUCUCCGAUUACGCCUCUCUCUCUCUCUCACACACACACACACACACACACACACUAACUAACCCCUCUGCUGAUUCGAAUCUGUACAUCGCUCCUGAAAUGUGAUCGAUUUGUAAUAUAAUAUCUCAAUUAUAUCGUCGUGCGGUCGUUCCCCUUCGAUCUGAACAAUUAAGUUGCGCGCACAUCAUGAGGAAAACAUCAAUUUGUAGACUCACGCGCUGAUCUUCUGAAAUGACACACAAUUAUAAAUGUAACUAAUGAUGAUGAGAAAUUUGAAGCAAUCUUCACUGAGAACACCACUGUGGACCAAAUAUAGCUGUCUCGCAAACUGAGCAAUACUUGUGGCGUGUAUAGCGAUCGAAAGAUAUUACCGACAACACUCAUAAACUCUCCGUUAUUAUAUUAGGAUGUAGUUCGAUUAGAAGUGAACAUAGUUGGGUGUUAUCAUCGCAACAGGUAACAUUAUUCAGUAGCGUUCAAAAAAGGGUGUAAAAAUAUUAAUCUAUAUUAUUUUCACUCCUGAUUUAUUGUUUAAGAAAUGCUUUGCUGGCAAAGAUAAUUUUAGGAUUUAUAAGGUUUGAUUUUGGGCGAAAUAAAUGAAUUUGUGUAGCAUCCAACGAUUUAAGAUAUAUAAAACAUGAGUGAAUUUUGGUUUGGCUAUGUGGCACCGAAGGUUAAAAAUCAUGAUGGGAUUUAACUUAAAAAAUUACCCAUACUGAUCAAUUCGUCUCAUUUAAUAAUUUUGAGCAUUUUUUUUAAAUCUCCACAAAAAUUGUUGAAUCGAAAAAUGUCAACCACAUACGUGGUUCACAUCAUUAUUGGUACACCAAUUCUAUGAUCGCCAAAAUCUAAAAUGCAGAAUCUGAAGACUUUUCUUGUCAGCUUUAAAAAAAGAAAAUUGCUUUUGAAUUAGCAAAUUUUUGAACCGAUGUAUUUGAAAAUUUUUGAAAAACAUUUAAUUUCUCCCCUUGAAUCACCUGGACUAAUACCGCCAAAAAACAUCCUUCUUUGUCACUAAACUGCUGCAUCGGAAAAGCUAUGAGGGAUAAAACACCGCUUAUAAUAAAUCAGAUAAUAAGCAAUUUAAUAUUAAACGUGUCACAUUGACAGCGUGAGAGUAAGGUUGAGCGAAUAUAUUUAAAAAGAAAAUGUCUAAAAACUGUUGAGAUACGUUAUUAUAUGAAAUAUAAAAAAUGAUAUUAUACACACGAGAAAUAAAAGCAACAUUAUUCUUAUAUAGAGCCGAGAUCGAGCAAUUUAAAAUAAAUACUAGAAGAGUUUCAAAAAGUCGUUGUAAAAUCACACAGACUGAUGGUUUUGAGAUCAAGGUUUGACGCGCGCGCGCAUUCGCUGCAGCAGAGCAUAAUACAAAAAGCAGAGGAGAGUUUCACACUCACUAUGAGGA